This is a messenger RNA of Mesitornis unicolor (brown roatelo), 359 nucleotides long. RefSeq names its product family with sequence similarity 96, member A (gene CIAO2A). The record is from RefSeq and is a predicted model, not a curated record. Lineage: Eukaryota; Metazoa; Chordata; Aves; Mesitornithiformes; Mesitornithidae. The transcript is spliced from 4 exons. The annotation marks the transcript as partial.
AUAUAAUCCGUACUAUCCGGGACCCGGAGAAACCCAAUACUUUAGAAGAACUGGAAGUGGUGACGGAAAGCUGUGUUGAAGUGCAGGAGAUAGGGGAAGAUGAGUAUCUGGUCGUCAUCAGGUUUACACCAACAGUACCUCAUUGCUCUCUGGCUACUCUCAUUGGCCUUUGUUUAAGAAUCAAGCUUCAGAGAUGUUUGCCUUUUAGACAUAAGCUGGAGAUCUACAUCUCUGAGGGUACGCAUUCCACCGAAGAGGACAUCAACAAGCAAAUCAACGACAAAGAGAGAGUAGCAGCUGCGAUGGAGAAUCCCAACCUGCGUGAAAUUGUGGAGCAGUGCGUUACAGAGCCGGACUAG